GGGGUAGGAUCAAAUACAAAAUACCCUUAACCUAAGAAACGUAGGAACCAGUAAUCUAUUGACACAUGGCAUUUAAGCAAUUUUCUUGGAGGGGUAUAACGGUACUUUUACUCCUUUUCUGUUUUGGGGAUAAUUCACGUUAGAUCAGUUGUGUAUACCAGAGAUAGUCCAAUUAGGUCAAUCAGUUCUUCAAUUCUUCAAUGGCGUAUUGCUGAGAGAUCAAUCGGUUAGUUCAGAGAUUGAUUACUUCAAAUGGCUACUGUGGAUACAUGUGUUCAUGACGAUAGUGGUUCAGGAACGGAUAAUACGGAUGAAGUUCAGAAUGUAGAUGGUGUUGAUGUUAAUGUUCACAAAAAACGUCGUGUUGGUAUUGAACGUAUCUCCCCGAGAACUGGGUUACCUUAUUACAUACCUGAUGUGCCUUUGUCAUCUAGACCUGUAAUAGGUAUGAUAUUUUCUUCACUGGAACAAGCUUGCCAGUUUUAUGAGAAUUAUGCUAAACUGGGAGGUUUUACUGUACGUAAGAACACACAAACUACCAAUCGUGGUGUUAUUAGCUUGAAGUAUCUUGUUUGCUCAAAAGAAGGACAUAAAAUAUUUAGGAGAAUUAACACUUUGAAAGAUGACAAAGAAAGUGGUUCUAAAGAAAAACAGAUUAGAAGGCGCCCUUCAAUCCGUACAGGAUGUCUAGCACAUUUACGUUUACAAAUAUGCGAGACAAACAAGUAUAAGGUGUAUAGUUUUGUUGAAAGGCAUAACCAUGAGUUAGUUGACGCUGAUGAUUAUCAUUUGUUAAGUGCUGCUAGGAACUUGUCCUACAACAAAGAGCAGUUAAUUUUUGAUUUAUCAAAGUUAAAUAUCGGACCUAUCAAGGCUUUUAAUAUCAUGAGAACACAUUUUGGUGGGUUCGAAGAAGUUGGCGCGACAAAAGUUGAUUGUAAGAACUUCAAGAGAGAUAUUAAUCUCUUCAUUGGCAAGCACGAUGCUCAAAUGGUUAUUAAUCGUUUAGAGCUAAAAAGGGAUUUCUUACCCGAUUUUUCAUGUGAGUAUUUUAAUCUUGAAGAAGGUGUUCUUGGUGGGUUAUUCUGGGCUGACCAAGAUAUGAAACGCAAUUACCUUGUGUUUGGAGACGUUGUAUCGUUUGAUUCUACAUUUAGGUCCAACAAAUAUGACAUGGUUUUUGUACCAUUUACGGGAAUUGACAAUCAUCAUCAUAAUGUAACGUUUGCUGCUGCUUUAUUAGCAAAUGAAACAGCUGAUACGUAUAAGUGGUUGUUAAAAGUAUUCAAGAAAGUUUUUGGUAGUGCUCCUCGUGUUGUUGUCACCGAUCAGGACGCUGCGAUGAAGAAGGCUAUAGCAGAGGUUUUUACGACAACUAGGCACCGGUUGUGCAUGUGGCACAUCAUGAUGAAAGUUGCAGGAAAGGUUGGGAAACCCUUAAAAAAAGACAAGACAUUUAAGCAACGCAUAUGUAACAUUGUCUGGACUGAUUUGAUCGAGCCUGUUGAGUUUGAAACCAAAUGGAUGGAGAUGAUUAGUGAAUUUAAUCUGGCUAACAACACAUGGUUGAGUGACAUGUAUUCUUUGAAAGCUGAUUGGAUACCAGCUUAUUACCGUCAUGAACACAUGUCGGGUCUUAUGCGAACAACUUCCCGUUCUGAAAGCGAAAAUCACUUUUUUGGACAAGUUGCUAACAGUAGCCUCACGUUGGUUGAGUUUCUAAGCCAUUUUGAGACUGCCAUGGAAGCACAAAGGUAUGCACAUCGUAAGAAUGACCAUGAUACAAGGAAUACAGUCCCUGAAUGGCUUACUGAGGAGGAUAUAGAGAGAGAGGCUGACAAGAUAUACACUAGGAACAUUUUUAAUGAUGUACAAGACGAGAUAUAUGCUUCUGUGCACAAAUGUACAUCGAAGAGUUAUACUGAAGCUGGUGAUUUUAUAAAGUUCUUCAUAAAGGACUUACAGUUUCAAGGUUCAGGUUUGUUUGAGGUAUUGUUUCGGGAGAAGGAUAUGGUACUUCAAUGUAGCUGCAAUAGGUAUGAGCAAUAUGGACUGUUAUGCAGGCAUGUAUUUUGUGUCUUGAGGCUUUGUGAAAUAACAGUAUUCCCAAAAAAUUAUAUAAUGAAGAGAUGGACAAGAGAUGCUGUUACGAACAAUAGUUAUCAAGGUUUUAGCAACAAACCAGCUUCUAAUGACAACGUUGAAGGUGUACAAGGGGUUGUGCGUGAGAUUAUGUUUGGGAAUGAUUAUAUUGUUAAUCGUUUGGUAAACAACAUGGAGCAGUUGGUAAUAUACAGGGAUCAAGUGAAACAACAAAUGAUUAAAGUUGAUGAAUGUAUUGGCGUUCCACAACCCAUACCAAAAAAGGAUAGGAUUGCAAAUUUGCUAGGAUUUAAUCAACCUACUGAAGAUACCAUACGUGCUCCUGUUGGUAUUAGGACAAAGGGUUCUGGUUCUAAGAAACGAUUCAAAUCCUUUCAUGAACAAGCGUCAAAGAAAUCAAUAAGAAAGCAAAGAAGAUGUCAAAUUUGUGGUUCGGAUGACCAUGAUAGGCGAACUUGCAACAGAGGAAAUGGUGAGAACCAACCAAAAUAGGAUGUUAUGUUUUAAUAUGUUUCUAGAUUCAAGUAAUGUAAUAAGGUGCUGGUAUGACAGUUUUGGUGCUAAUAUUCAUGUACUUUCUUGUCUUUUUUUUUUACAUUUUGUUUAGUACUGGUAAAGAAAUAUUAUGGAUUUUAUGUUCAUUAUUUCAGUGGUUA
Molecule: messenger RNA, 2759 nt
Organism: Helianthus annuus (common sunflower)
Lineage: Eukaryota; Viridiplantae; Streptophyta; Magnoliopsida; Asterales; Asteraceae
Product: protein FAR1-RELATED SEQUENCE 5
Exons: 6
Coding region: 253-2595 (780 amino acids)
Biological process (GO): regulation of DNA-templated transcription
Molecular function (GO): zinc ion binding
Source: RefSeq, a predicted model, not a curated record